UUGUAAAAAUUUACACGAACAAGACCCAAAAUUUCAUCUAAGUUCUAAGUUGUAACUGGCGAACCCCUCCAAAACCCUCUUAUGAAUCAUUAUCGUUAACCCCUCUUUCGUUCUGAAUCAAAUUCCCUGUUGAAUUGAACCCAUGCCAUUGAUUCACACUACUCACUAUGCCAUUCCUUCCUUCACCACAGUUACCAAUGCACCAUCUCUCUCUGUUGCCGCCACAUUCGCUUCCAAUUUUCACCGCAAAAUCCAUAACCCAAUUUUCGGGUUUUCCACCACCGCCAGGAAUCGCUCGCGCGCUGCGGUGAUUAGAGCCAAAGCAGGGACCGAUUACUAUUCCACCUUGAACGUUAGCCCCAAUGCCACGCUGCAGGAAAUCAAGGCCUCCUAUCGCAAACUGGCGCGCAAGUACCAUCCAGAUAUGAAUAAGAAUCCUGGGGCUGAGGAGAGGUUUAAGGAAAUAAGUGCUGCAUAUGAGGUCCUAUCAGAUGAUGAGAAAAGAUCUUUAUAUGAUCGCUUUGGUGAGUCAGGUCUACAAGGAGAAAAUGGAGGUUCAACUGGUGCUCCAGGGGUUGAUCCUUUUGAUUUAUUCAAUGCAUUCUUUGGUCAAUCUGAAGGACUAUUUGGAGAUGGUGAUGAAGGGGGCAUCAACUUCAAUUUUAGAAACAAUAGAAAUCGUGGUCGUGAUAUUAGAUAUGACCUUCAUUUGAGCUUUGAAGAAUCAAUAUUUGGAGCACAGAGGGAGAUUGAAGUUUCCGGUUUUCAGACAUGCAAUACAUGUGAUGGUACAGGAGCUAAAUCAAAGAAAUGCAUUAAACAAUGCACAAAUUGUGGUGGCAGAGGGGGAGAAAUGAAAAGUCAGAGAACACCCUUUGGAAUGAUGUCUCAGGUUUCUACCUGCUCCAAGUGUGGUGGCCUUGGCAAAAUAAUAACUGAGCACUGUCAAAGAUGUGAUGGCAGUGGUCAGAUUCAAUCUAAACAAACAAUGGAAGUGGAAAUUCCUCCUGGAGUCAGUGAUGGAGACACAAUGCAAAUUCGAGGACAAGGGAAUUUUGAUAAAAAGAGGCAAAUUACUGGGGAUCUUUUUGUUGUCCUGCAUAUAGAUGAGAAACAAGGAAUUUGGAGAGAGGGCCUUCAUUUGUACUCAAAGAUUAGCAUUGACUUCACGGAUGCAAUAUUGGGUUCAGUUAAAAAGGUAGAAACUGUUGAAGGUUUACGGGAUCUUCAAAUUCCUUCAGGGAUUCAACCUGGAGAUUCAGUGAAGUUGUCACGUUUGGGGGUUCCAGACAUGAAUAAACCAUACGUUCGGGGCGAUCAUUACUUCAUUGUGAAUGUUCUUAUUCCCAAGGAUAUCAGUGGCACAGAACGUGUACUUGUUGAGCAGUUAGCUUCAUUGAGAGCAUCUUGCAAAGGGGAUUCACCGUCUUCCAAUGGCAUUGGGAUACCUAAAGAAAAACUCAAUGAAUUCAUAAAGAAGCAUUCAAAAGGUGAUGCUUCAAGCAAGGGAAUAAAAAAUGUUGGCUCUCUUUGUCUUUGGGGAUCAAUCAAGAACUUCUUGAGGGGAGGACAGUCGGAAGAAAGAUUUGCUUCAAUUAGUAUGGACAUGUCAGCAUUAUUUCGGAGUUCUCGCCACCAAAGUCCUUCUGUCCCUGAAUCAUUUUUUGUUGUUUUCAUUAUAACUUGGAUUUUCAUCUCUAUAGCAAAGUCUAAGUACUCAAUACUUCAGAAAAGAUCCGAGUUCUUCUCUAAUAGAACACUGAAAAAAAAUUAAGGGCAUGCUUGGUUAGAAAGUAGAAAAUAGGAGGUGGAGUGGGGUGGAAAGGUUUUUGAUUUUUCAGGCCUUGGAACUUGGUAGAAAGAUGUAUUGGUGGAAGUGGGUAAAAAAAAUAGUUUCAGCUUAUUUUUCAAACUUCAAGAGACCAAAAUUGCGUA
Molecule: messenger RNA, 1935 nt
Organism: Cajanus cajan (pigeon pea)
Lineage: Eukaryota; Viridiplantae; Streptophyta; Magnoliopsida; Fabales; Fabaceae
Product: Molecular chaperone Hsp40/DnaJ family protein
Biological process (GO): response to heat; protein refolding
Cellular component (GO): cytoplasm; chloroplast thylakoid membrane
Molecular function (GO): ATP binding; heat shock protein binding
Source: RefSeq, a predicted model, not a curated record